AUGUCCAUACCCACCCAACCGAACCAUGUGCCAUCAUCGAGCCACCUUACAACCUCGAAUGUGGAUGACUCUGUCGCAGCCUUCUGGGACUACCAAUUCUUGUUCGUAUCUCAACGGUCGGAGACGGAAAAGCCAGUGACCCUCCGAGUGGUUGACGGUGCAGUUCCAUCCGGCUUCCCCUCCGGCACGUAUUACCUUGCUGGUCCGGGGCUUUUCACCGAUGAUUAUGGCUCGACGGUGCACCCUCUAGAUGGUCAUGGUUACCUCAGAGCCUUCGGUUUUAACGGCCUUACGAAAGAGGUUAAGUUCAUGGCCAAGUACGUGAAAACCGAGGCGCAGGUGGAGGAGCAUGAUCCCGUAACGGACACGUGGCGGUUUACCCAUCGUGGGCCGUUCUCGGUGCUUAAAGGUGGCAAGAGGUUUGGUAAUACAAAGGUAAUGAAAAACGUAGCGAAUACCAGCGUGUUGGGGUGGGGUGGCCGGUUAUUGUGCUUCUGGGAAGGUGGAGAUCCAUACGAGAUGGAAUCUGGGACGUUGGAUACUCUCCAUAGAUUUGAUGUGAUGGACGGCUGUGAUUCGCUUUUGGAUAGCCGGAAGCAUGGGCGAAAUGAUCAUGUAUGGGAUGUAGCUGCCAGCUUAUUAAAACCCAUUCUUUAUGGUGUGUUUAAGAUGCCACCAAAGCGAUUAUUAUCUCAUUACAAAAUCGAUGCUGGAAGAAGUAGACUUCUUACAAUGUCUUGCAAUGCAGAGGAUAUGCUACUCCCAUGCAGCAAUUUUACAUUUUAUGAAUACGACUCAGAUUUCAAGUUGUUGCAGAGGCAAGAGUUCAGCAUUCCUGAUCAUUUAAUGAUCCAUGAUUGGGCCUUUACUGAUACGUAUUAUAUACUAUUCGCCAAUCGCGUCAAGCUUGAUCUCACUGGAUCAAUGAAAGCUUUAUGUGGGUUAUCUCCAAUGAUAUCAGCCUUGUCCCUAAAUCCCAGCAAACCCACUUCUCCCAUUUACUUGCUUCCUCGAUUUCCCAACCGAUCUGUUAAUGGAGGUAGAGAUUGGAGAGUGCCUAUCCAGGCUCCUUCACAGUUAUGGCUCUUACAUUUUGCCAAUGCAUUUGAGCAAAACGACACUGUUAAUGGUGAUUUAGAGAUCCAGAUAUUUGCCGUUGCUUGCUCUUACCACUGGUUCAAUUUCCAGAAAAUGUUUGGAUAUAAUUGGCAAAGUGGUAAAUUAGACCCUUCAAUUAUGAACUUAAAAGAAGGUGAAAAUGGUUUGCUACCCCACCUUGUGAAGUUAUAUAUAAAGCUGGAUGAAGAUGGAAACUGCCAAAGAUGUUGUCUAGAACCUCUAAAUGGUUGGACUAAACCAUCAGAUUUUCCUGUAAUUAACCCAAAGUUUUCUGGCAAGAAAAACACAUACAUUUAUGCAGCUACUUCUUCUGGGUCUCGCCAAAUGCUGCCUCAUUUUCCAUUUGAUAUGCUGGUCAAGCAAAAUGUCUCAAUGGGUUACGCUCGCACAUGGUCCACUGGUGCUAGAAGAUAUAUUGGUGAGCCUACGUUUGUCCCCAGUGGCAGUGAAGAAGACGAUGGAUACCUUUUACUGGUUGAGUAUGCAGUUUCAAUACAAAGGUGUUAUCUUGUUAUUCUUGAUUCUAAGAGGAUAGGAGAAAGUGAUGCGCUUGUGGCAAGGCUUGAAGUCCCAAAGAACUUAAAUUUUCCUCUUGCCUUUCAUGGAUUUGGGCCGGUGAUAGCAAGUAAUAUAUGUUCAGGGAUAUAA
Molecule: messenger RNA, 1767 nt
Organism: Carica papaya (papaya)
Lineage: Eukaryota; Viridiplantae; Streptophyta; Magnoliopsida; Brassicales; Caricaceae
Gene: CCD7
Product: carotenoid cleavage dioxygenase 7
Biological process (GO): carotene catabolic process
Cellular component (GO): chloroplast stroma
Molecular function (GO): 9-cis-epoxycarotenoid dioxygenase activity
Source: RefSeq, a predicted model, not a curated record